AUGAAGUCGUUUUUCUCGCUCUUCUCGCUGCUCUUUGCCGCAGCAGUGCACGCCAUCAGUGCUACAGGUGGAGAGAGGCUACUGGUACUGCUGGAUGAUGUCGAAGAGAAAGAGCAAUACUCCACGUUCCUCGGCGACUUGGAGAGCCGCGGGUUCAAGAUCAGUUACGAAACCCCCAAGAGCGAGUCACUGAAGCUCUUCCACCUUGGCGAGCGAACUUUUGACCACGUUCUGCUGUUCCCCUCCAAAAUCAAGAGCCUUGGUCCUAACCUGACCCCCAACAUCCUCGUUCAGUUCGUGAAUGCUGAGGGCAACGUCCUCCUCACCACGAGCUCCGCGUCCACGAUCCCGUCAACCGUUGCCAACCUUCUUGCCGAGUUUGAUAUCUCUCUCCCCCUUGAGAGGACCGGCCUCGUGGUUGACCACUUCAACUACGACACCAUCAGUGCCGCUGAGAAGCAUGAUGUUCUCGUCCUCCCCGCCCCCGCCGCUGUCCGACCCGAUGUCAAGUCAUACUUCCGCCCCGAGACUGAGCCCAUCAACGAGGUCAUCGCAUUCCCCUCCGGCGUCGGCCACACUCUCGGCGCCAGCGCCCUUUUGACCCCCAUCCUGCGCGCCCCCAAGACCGCCUACAGCUACAACCCCAAGGAGCAGGGCGACGUUAUCGACGCCGACGAGCUGUACGCCGCAGGCGAGCAGCUUUCCCUGGUAUCUUCUUUCCAGGCACGCAACUCUGCGCGCUUCACCGUGGUUGGAUCAGCGGACCUCUUGAGCAACAAGUGGUUCGACGCCAAAGUCCAGGUCAAGGGUGGGGACAAGGCGAAGACGUGGAACCGCGAGUUCGCCAAGAGGGUUGCCGGCUGGACCUUCCACGAGAUUGGUGUUCUGCGUGUCAACGGCAUUCAGCACUACCUCAAGGAGUCCCCCGAGGACCUGAACCCUUCCAUCUACAGGAUCAACAGCACUGUGUCUUAUUCCGUGUCGCUUUCAGAGUACUCGUGGGACAGCUGGGGCCCGUUCUUUGUGCCUGAGGACGAUGAGCUCCAGGUCGAGUUCAGCAUGCUUUCUGCGUACCACCGUCGCAACCUGAAGCCAGUUCACAGCGACCUCAAGGCGGCGACGUACGAGACGACGUUCGACCUGCCGGACCAGCAUGGCGUUUACAACUUCUUGACAAACUACAAGCGCCCUUUCCUCUCCAACGUUUACGAGAAGAACACCGUCACUGUGCGCCACAUGGCUCACGACGAAUUCACUCGCUCUUACGCCAUUACGGGCGCCUGGACACCACUGGGAGGCAUCGUCAUCACCGUUCUGGGCUUCCUGUCUUUCAGCGCUGUCUGGAUGUACAGCGCGCCAGCAAAGCAGGUGGGCGCCAAGAAGACGCAGUAA
Messenger RNA from Verticillium alfalfae VaMs.102, 1392 nucleotides. Its product is annotated as dolichyl-di-phosphooligosaccharide-protein glycotransferase. Gene Ontology annotation, cellular component: endoplasmic reticulum membrane; oligosaccharyltransferase complex. Bases 1 to 1392 code for a protein of 463 amino acids. The transcript has 4 exons. The record is from RefSeq and is a predicted model, not a curated record. NCBI's taxonomy places the organism in Eukaryota, Fungi, Ascomycota, Sordariomycetes, Glomerellales, Plectosphaerellaceae.